Striga asiatica is the source of this 408-nucleotide messenger RNA. The record is from the annotation of a GenBank genome assembly. NCBI's taxonomy places the organism in Eukaryota, Viridiplantae, Streptophyta, Magnoliopsida, Lamiales, Orobanchaceae.
AUGGUAGACGCCGUCAGGAUGGACACCGUCCAGGGUCGCGAAAUCAGGCUUCUAUCCACCAGACGCCGUCGAUAUGUAAGCUGGAGUCUCGAGGCGUCCACCGAGGAACUGCCCUAUAAUGAGAUUUGCAGAGCGUUCGACGAAGUCCGGCUGCAAUUCCCUCACCAAUCUCGCCACAGUCCGGAGGGCCGAGAAUUUGGUCAGGAUCCCCGAGAUUUGUGUGGUCCGCAUUCACGGCGGGGAUGGCUUUUCCGGCAGAUUCCCGAUGGUUUCGACAUCGCCGAUCUGAUGGAGCUGCCAGAGGCCACUUCUGAAGUGCCUAACUCCCAAAAGGCCAAAACACGUUUCAUUCUUCUACGGCCACUUCAACCUCGCCCUUGCCGUCGUGAAUUGCCCGGUAUAGGAUGA